UGUAAGCAACUGUCCAGGACUCAGCAUCAGCAUCAAGAGCACUUGAGCAACAAACAUCUUCUUGGAAGGAACUGCUUUGAGGGAAAACAACCUUUGUUCAAUUAUCUUCCUUAUAGGACAACAAUGGGAUACUCCAAGUUAACGAGAUGCUUCUUGGCUCUUUUAUCCAUCCUGUCGUCAACCACAGCCACCUGCCCUAUAGAGUGUUUGUGCUCACAAAAUGAAAGACAUGUAGAUUGUUCAGGCAGAAACUUAACAGCACUUCCCAACAACAUCCAGACCAACAUAAUAUCCCUAAAUUUAUCCCGUAAUGCUAUUGAAGAUCUUGAUAACAGGCUGACCGAUUUCAUCAAUCUGAGGUUCCUUGACAUAUCCAACAACCUGCUCAGUAACAUGCCGAGACAGUUGCCAUUGGCGCUGUGGGAACUUCAUGCAUCAAAUAACCUUAUCAAAGUACUUCAGAAGGAAGACACCGUCUCCCAGUGGAACCUUAUAAAACUGGAUGUGUCCAACAACUUGAUUGAAAGGGCUUUUUUAAUUAACAACACAUUGAUUAAUCUGAAAUUUCUCAACUUCAGUGGAAACAAAUUCUGGACAGUCCCAACCAACAUGCCCUACAACUUGACUACUUUAGAUUUAUCACACAACAACUUGCACAAUAUUCUUCCAGAUACUUUUCAUCACAACAAACUCUCAAAAUUGUACUUGAACAACAAUAGCUUACAAUUUAUUCCAAGUGGUACUUUUGAUCAACUCACUGGUUUGCAGUUGAUUACUCUAUAUGGAAAUAUCUGGGAAUGCAAAGACAAACAAAAUAUAUACCUAUUGACAUGGUUACAAACCGUACCAAUUGUGCUUGGAUGUCCAUGCACUGAAGAAACUGAACAUGGUCAAGGAGGAUGCAGUUCAAGUAUAAAUACACCAGCAACUGUUAGUUCAACUUUCACAAGUUAUCAGUCUCACAUUGGAACAAUGACAAGUACCAGACAAAGAGAAUCUGAAGGAAGCACACCCUACUCUGUAGCAAAUCAGAAAAGUGAUAUUUCAUCCUUUUCAGAUUCAGUUUCUUAUACCAGCUUAUAUUCAACAGCACCAAGCUUCAUCAGUAGAUCUGCAUCAUAUAAACCUACUGAAAAUAUCACCUUGCAAACAGCCAGCAGUGAAAGUUCACACGAAUUGGUUAGUAUUACUGAUAAUAAAACAGAGGGGCCUCCAUCAACGACAAUGCCCAUCACAGCUUCUGAAUUCACCUCCAAAAGCACUGUCGUAAUCAGGUCCACUGCAACUGUCACCAUGUCAAGUACAACCAUGAACAACCAGACCAGCAGAUUAGUAUCACUGUCAACUUUUGGCUCAGCAUCCACUGUAAGUCACAAAUCGUCUGCUUCCAUUGAAAUCUCAACAGUUUCUGAGCCAAGUGCCAUCAAUGCAACCACUUCUCACAGUGCCAUCAAUGCAACCACUUCUCACAGUGCCAUAGGAAGUACUUCAAGUCCGUUUCAGGUUGGUUCUUCCAGUCUGACCAGUACGCCAAAGGUCAAUGUAAUCACUGGAACAUUAAGCACUGCAAACCAAAUUGUGACUACACAAAACACAACUUCAAAAGCACACAAAUGUAUGGGCAUAACCUGCUUCAUGGUUCUGACCAUGUUGGUACCACUGGUUGUUUAGUCAUUUAAACAUGAGAAAUAACCAUUGCUGGCAAUGUCAACAAUAAAUUCGAUCAAUGAGACAGAUUAUUUAAGAGUAUUUUGUUAAGGGAAUGAAAAACUAAUGCUUCCCAAGAUGGCUCUCAUGGGUCACAAGUCUGAUCUUGGGUCAGUUAUGCCUUAGCCCUGUUCGGGUUGGCCUUCUUGUCCCAUGACCAGACGAGAAAAGAAUAAAACAACUUUCACCCUAGGCUCCCUUUUCCCAACAGCAGCUGCUGCUGAGAGUGCAAAAGUAAAUGUUCAAUUUGGACAGGAUCACAUUCCGAUGUGAGCCCUGACUGGGCCUCACAGCUCCAUGGCUUUUGAAGCAUUUGAGGUCAAGGCUCACACAUGAAGAACAGGCACCUGGAGAUGUUUUGAAGAUAGAACAGCAAGGCACCCCAAUAGGUCAGCUCGAUGAAGAGAAAAGGGGGCAGCCAAAAGACAAAACUUCACUGCAAAACAACACCCCAGCAAAUUGCAGAAUGUACCCUGACCACCAAUAGGAACUAACUGAAUGCCUUCCGCUCUGAAUAAUGUGUUAUUUUCCCCAAUAGAAAUCUAUUAAUUGUGAUAUAUAUUCCAAAUCCCAACUUUUUCUGUAAAAUUAAACUCUUGAAAAUAGUUUCAUAAUUUUACUACUAAAACAGUUCUGGUCCACCUGAAAUGUUUAACUAGAUUCUCAAUUUGUAUUAUGCAAUUUUUACUUUUUCCCCUCAUGCAGGUGGA
This is a messenger RNA of Pristis pectinata (smalltooth sawfish), 2417 nucleotides long. RefSeq names its product oligodendrocyte myelin glycoprotein b (gene omgb). Gene Ontology annotation, biological process: neuron projection regeneration. NCBI's taxonomy places the organism in Eukaryota, Metazoa, Chordata, Chondrichthyes, Rhinopristiformes, Pristidae. Gene Ontology annotation, molecular function: protein binding. The transcript has 2 exons. The record is from RefSeq and is a predicted model, not a curated record. Bases 124 to 1671 code for a protein of 515 amino acids.